CCUAGCCAAAAAUCCAUUCAUCACCAUCGAGCUAGCGGCUAGCCAUGUUUACAGCGACGUAACUGGCGAAAUGUGCUGCAGCUAAAUUAAUACGUCAAAUGUAAUGGCGCCCGUUCAUCUGUAACAGUGACGUGGAUCAAAAUCAGACCUUAAGAGAAUAUUUUUUAACUUUAGUGACAUCUUUGCUGCCUGGUCUUCUGGAGACAAACGUCUCAUGUUAUGGGAGAGACGCGGAGGUCAGAUGAGUGGGCUGUCAGCAAUGUCCGCCUAAAACAAGCCUGCCGCUGGUUUGACAGCCGUUUGUUGAUAUUGUAGCUCUGACAAAGUUAAAGCUGAAUCAUGCCAGGGAAGUUGAAAGCCAAGAUUGUGGCCGGGCGCCACUUGCCUGUAAUGGACAGAGCCAGUGACCUUACUGAUGCUUUUGUGGAGGUCAAGUUUGGAAACACAACUUUCAAAACAGAUGUCUGUCCCAAAUCCCUCAACCCACAGUGGAACUCAGAGUGGUUCAAGUUUGAGGUUGAUGAUGAGGACUUGCAGGAUGAGCCAUUGCAAAUCACUGUGUUGGACCAUGACACUUACAGUGCUAACGAUGCCAUAGGGAAAGUUUACAUUGACAUCGACCCUCUGCUGUGCAGUGAGGCUGCUUCUGUCAUCUCUGGCUGGUUUCCCAUAUAUGACACCAUCCAUGGUAUCCGAGGGGAGAUCAAUGUUCUUGUCAAAGUUGACCUCUUCAAUGACUUGAACCGCUUCAGACAGUCCUCCUGUGGGGUCAAGUUCUUCUGCACUACUUCCAUUCCACGUUGCUACCGGGUAGCGAUGGUCCAUGGGUUUGUGGAGGAGCUUGUUGUAAAUGAAGAUCCCGAGUACCAGUGGAUUGACCGUAUAAGAACCCCUCGGGCCUCCAACGAGGCCCGUCAGAGGCUCAUCUCACUUAUGUCUGGGGAGUUGCAGCGGAAGAUAGGCCUUAAGGUAUUGGAGAUGGGUGGGAAUGCUGUGGUGGGCUACUUGCAGUGUUUCGACCUGGAGGGGGAGUCGGGGUUGGUGGUCCGGGCCAUAGGUACCGCCUGCACACUGGACAAACUCAGCUCUGGAGCGGCCGCAAGCAUCAACACACACAUGCAUCCUAACACAGCCCCUGCUUCCAAUGCCUGCAAUUCCCCCUCUAAGGACGGAAAGGAGCCGGUGUUCACUGAGGACCUGCCCUCGUCCUCCGGCCCACCCACCCCUUUCCGAGCCCUCCCCACCACCUCCUCCUCUCCUCCCCCCUUCUCUCCCUCCAAGCCAUGCAGCCGCCAGUCCUCAUCAUCAGACACUGACCUCAGUCUGACGCCCAAGACGGUGAGGCCCCAGCCAGUGAGAAGCAGGCCUGGGAUGUACCUCUGCCCCAGCUCCCCCACACUCUCCACAGACUCUCUGCCCCUUCCUGGUUCUGGGUCAGUGGGCUGUGGUCACGGCUCUGCCCCCAGAGCUACCACCCCGCCCCCUCUCUCCUCCACACACUCAGGCUCUUCCACGCUGAGAAAGAGUGUGUCCUUCAGUGAGGACCUGCUGCUGGCAGCCUCCGGAAUGGGCAGUGGGGGCAGCGCCGGGAAGGAGGCGGGGCCUCUGAAGACUCUUCUGAGGCAGCAGACGCAGACUGCCCUAGAGCAGAGGGAGUUUCCUUUCUUCACCUUGACAAGUUUCCCGCCUGGUUUCCUUGUUCACGUCGGUGGAGUGGUCAGCGCUCGCUCUGUCAAACUGCUGGACCGCAUACACAACCCUGAUGAGCCGGAGACUCGGGAUGCGUGGUGGGAGGAGAUUCGCCAGGAGAUCAAAUCUCAUGCCAAAGCCCUUGGUUGCCAUGCUGUGGUGGGAUACAGCGAGAGCACCAGCAUCUGUGAGGAGGUGUGUAUUCUGUCAGCAUCAGGCACAGCAGCCAUCCUGAACCCCCGGUACAUGCGUGAUGGUUGUCUAGACAUCGGAAGCAGUGACCACAGGUUUGAGGAGCCGUCUCCCCCUAGCUGUGGCUUCUGUCACAUCCCCUAUGAUGAGCUCAACAUGCCGUUUCCUGCCCAGCUUACCUACUGCUACCACUGUAGACGGCAGAAGGUUCCCGAUGUGCUGUUCACAACCAUCGACCUGCCACCAGAAGCAGCUGUCACAGGGCAGGGCUGUCUUAUACAGGCCAGGCUUUGUCGUCUAAAGAAGAAGGCCCAGGGUGAGGUGAAUGCGACGGCCAUCUCCAACCUGCUGCCUUUCAUGGAAUACGAGCUGCACACUCAACUGAUGAACAAACUGAAGCUGCGGAGCAUGAAUGCUCUGUUUGGCCUACGAAUACAGAUCAGUGUCGGCGAGAACAUGCUGUUAGGCCUGGCUUCUGCCACAGGAGUGUAUCUGACAGCCCUGCCUGCACCAGGAGGGAUCCAGAUCGCGGGGAAGACUCCCGGUGACCUUAGCAACGAGCACCACAUCUUGGCCAUCCAGAAACGGAUCAACGACACCAUAGCCAAGAACAAAGAGCUCUAUCAAAUAAACCCGCCGAAAUUAUUUGCCCUGGACCCCGAGGUGUUCCACGGCAUAAACAUGGAGCUGACAGAGGAGGCAGUGGGUUCUCCGAUCCCUGAGCCCAGACAGCGCUCCAGACUUUUCCGCUCACACUCAGAGAGCUCAGACGAGCUGUCAGAACUGGAUCUGUCCCACGGCAAGAAAGACGCCUUCGUCCUCGAGAUUGAUGACACAGACGCUGUGGAGGACAUCCACUCCCUCCUUACUGAUGCCCCUACCCCUACUGGUUUCUACAGCUGUAACACAGAGAUCAUGCCUGGGAUUUACAACUGGACUUCAGGACUACAGAUGUUUACAUCAGUGAGGGUCUUUAGGUUGAGUAACGCCAAUCUUACUAAUCAAGGCCUGAACAAGAUCUUCACCGACCUGUGUGAGAACCUGCUAAAGAGUUUGUACUUCAAGCUGCGCUCCAUGAUUCCCUGCUGUCUUUGUCAUCUCAACUUCACCGUAGCAGUGCCAGAGGAAGAACUCAUACAGGUUGCAGUGACAGCGGUGGCCAUGACUUUUGAUAAGGACCAGAGUCAGGAGAAGCCAGGAGACAGGGCCAUGACCAAAGGAGGCAGUGAAAAUGAAGAGCAGCUGCAGUUUCCCCUGGAGCUGUGUGCAGAGUCGACGUCCGCCAACAAUCAGCCGUCAGCCAAAAUCCCAGGUACAGUCUCUCUACUCACCCCGGCUGCAAAAAUCUACCAAAAUCAUCUCAUUACGAUACCUCCAGCAGGUCUCCAGGAGAGUACCAAUGUCUCAUCCAGAGCUCCCUCCGUUGAUUACGGUUCCUUUGCAGACAGAUGCAGCACCUGGCUAGAGCUGCUUAGGCUGAAAGCUCACACCAUAAGACGAGGAUCAGUUAAGACAAUCUCAUCGUCAGAGCGCUGUAGUCCACUGCCCGAGGGUCGCUCCCGCUCGCUGCGCUCCACCCGCUCGUUCGGUGGCAGCUCUGUCACUGUGGUGAAGAUGACGCCGCUCUCUUUCCUUCCUGGAACACGCAUCGUUAAAUACCUUGGGAUCAUCAACAUGUUCUUCAUCAGAGAGACAACGUCGCUACGAGAGGAGGGCGGUGUGAGCGGUUUUCUCCAUUCAUUCAUAGCAGAGGUGUUUGCAAUGGUUCGAGCCCAUGUAGCAGCUCUGGGUGGCAAUGCAGUGGUUUCGUACAGCAUGAAAGAAUGUGUGUUCAUGGAGAAUCCCAACAAGAACCAGGCUCAGUGUCUCAUUAAUGUAAGCGGUGAUGCCGUCAUCUUCGUCAGGGAUACAGACCAGGAGGCCACCCCCGCUCAGAUGAACACCGGCCAAACCUGCAAUAGCGGAACAGAUGGGGCUACAUGAAACUGAAGCACGAACCAGCAGGCUGUCUGCAGGAACACUCUCUUUGAGUCUUGCUGUCCAAAUAUGAGUGAUUUAUGUCUGCCUUAAGACUCCUAAAGGUUCCAAAGGUUAGGGCACAACCUAAUUCAGAACAAGUGCACACAUGCACACAAUAAAACAUGCAGGCUAUAGUAGUUUAGGAGAGCAAGAUGUUUCUCUUUGUGUUUUUUCUUUUUUUUAAAGAGAGCAUUUCUGCAGGAGUUACUGACAUGGCUGUCUGGGAAUUUGGUCUUUUGAAAAUACUUCACAGCUUUUCGGUUGGAACCAUAACAGCCAAAUAUUCCCUCUCCAGCUAACCUUUGUCUGUGUAUUACAGCCGUCCAGAAGGGGGCACCCAAAGUUAUGUUGCCAUCCAUUUGUGUGUGGACUGUGUUGCAUUCCACUGGUGAUGCUUUAGGCAGCUAAGACCAAUCUCUGUCCAUCCACAGACCAUUAGAGUCACUAAAUAGCCAGGGGCACAUUGGUACAGCAUUAUGAAUAAUUUAAUCGAUUAGAUAUCCCUCAAUUUAAACGUCUGCUUUACAGCGACAUUGAAAGAUUAAAUGCCCAUAUGUACAUCUCAGCGUGGCCAGACAAUGACUACGAGUUGAGUAUUGAGGUAUAUUGUUUGUUUCACCUUGGCUUGUGCCAUGUUUUUUUUUUUUUUUUUUUUUUUUUUUUUAAAUGGAAAUCCACUCUAAAAUGGAAAUUUUUUAAGCUGUGAUCCAAAGAAUUUAGACAAAUGAGUGACCCCAUCUUGCCAUUAGUAUUUGACAGUGAAUUGGUGGCCAAGUCUUAAAAUAUUUGCUUUAAUACUCCCAGAUGAGAUUGAACUCUUGUUGACAAUAAUGGAUCUGAUUUAGAACAAGUACCUUGUGCUGAUGGACAAUCAUACUUGACUCUGUCAACCAGUAUCUGAUUACAACUGGAACUUCUCCAGAAAGUAUCGAGUAAUGACAUCAGAUCACAGUGUUGUUUCUACCUUUUUGAUUGACUUAAUUUACAUACAUGGAGCCUAUUAUAAACAGGCCCAGAUGAAAGGCAUUAUAUGCAAAUUUUAUUUUUCAGGUGGAAUUUUCCUUUAUGACAAACCAGGACAAACCAGCCAUUACAGUGUAGUCCAGUUACUGUACUUGAGAAAUGAUAACUUGUAGAAAUUUGAAUUUUAAAAUCGUCCUUUUCUUGAAAUGUUAACCCACAUGUGUCUGGCACGAGUGUCAGAUGUGUGUAAGUGGAACGGACAUGCAAUGUUAGCCACAUAAUGUUGCCUUUUUUGAGUGUAGUACCAGGGAUAUUUCAUAGGAUAAUGACAUUCAGAGGGUAUCAUAUUGAAUGAAUAAAAACAACUGUAGAUAUAGUAGCAACUAGAUGGUUGAUGCUCCAUCUGCUGCUUUAUAACCUGCACCUCUCCUAAAUGACAACUCCAAAACAGAAGGUUGAAAACACAAAGGGGAGCAUAGAGCAGUGUUGAACUUCACUUCCAUUUGCCAAGGUCCAGCAUCGUUUUUAUGGCACUAAUUUUCUCAAUCAUAGUCUUGCUGUGUACUACUGAUCUGUCCACCUUCAACAUCGAUGCCCAGUGCUGGAAAAAAAAAAAAGACAUCUAGUAGUAGGUGCCACAAGAAAUGUUAUUCAUGUAAAUGUUCUCUAAAAAUCAUAUUUUAGUAUUUUUGUAAUGAUCUGAAAUUAUAUUGGUGAACUUGCUGCUCAUUUUGCAUGUGCAAUGAAGUCCUGAUGUUUUGACUCAUAUUGUGUCAGAGGAGUAGCCUAGUGGUACCCUGAGUUUGUGAUCAGUUUCCUAUAUUUGUCUAUAAAACUUGAAUGUACUGUACAUACUUAGAUCCAGAUGCUUUCUGAAUAGCAGCAUGCAGACACUUAUUGCCAUGAUUCUUUAUGGUUGACUGUCAAGUCUUGCACAGUAAACUCAGUCAAACCAA
This is a messenger RNA of Myripristis murdjan (pinecone soldierfish), 5819 nucleotides long. It is a transcript of the gene c2cd5, whose product is annotated as C2 calcium dependent domain containing 5. Gene Ontology annotation, molecular function: calcium-dependent phospholipid binding; calcium ion binding. The record is from RefSeq and is a predicted model, not a curated record. Lineage: Eukaryota; Metazoa; Chordata; Actinopteri; Holocentriformes; Holocentridae. Gene Ontology annotation, biological process: positive regulation of protein targeting to membrane; positive regulation of vesicle fusion; protein localization to plasma membrane. Gene Ontology annotation, cellular component: plasma membrane. The coding region runs from base 340 to 3864 and encodes 1174 amino acids. The transcript is spliced from 31 exons.